Messenger RNA from Syngnathus typhle (broad-nosed pipefish), 3629 nucleotides. RefSeq names its product MYCL proto-oncogene, bHLH transcription factor b (gene myclb). The record is from RefSeq and is a predicted model, not a curated record. The coding region runs from base 454 to 1875 and encodes 473 amino acids. The transcript is spliced from 5 exons. NCBI's taxonomy places the organism in Eukaryota, Metazoa, Chordata, Actinopteri, Syngnathiformes, Syngnathidae. Gene Ontology annotation, biological process: regulation of transcription by RNA polymerase II. Gene Ontology annotation, molecular function: protein dimerization activity; DNA-binding transcription factor activity, RNA polymerase II-specific; RNA polymerase II cis-regulatory region sequence-specific DNA binding.
GUUAUUUUGUACAUUCUGUGCCGCCUGUGUAGCUUGAAAAAAGUCCUCAUGUUCAUUUCCCCUCUGGACCUUGACUGGCCGGACCGGUACGUCACGCACAGAGGCAACGCUUGUAUGAAGGCGAAGACCUUGAGUUUGUUUUUGUUGAUGUUGGGAUACUUGCGCUUGCACAUACCAAGGAUGUGACAUCUGUCACUACAAGUCCAACAAAUGGAAGCCCCCCCACUGAGAGCAGAGAGUCCCUGAGGUCAAGAAUCAACAGCCCCACCAUAGGAGUCCUUCCCCUCGGGUUGUCUGCCAACGAUCGCAUCUGCUGCGCUUCCUUAUCAUCUUGUCAAGGUUGCAUCUUCACUGUGUUCAAAAGGCAACUGAGGACAGUGGAUUCCAAAGCUGCAGAAUUCUCCAGACUGAGGGAAAAGUGAGUGAGCCCCCCCUCCCGCUUCCACUGCCUCCAUGCCGGGCAUCAGCUCCUCCGCCGCGACCCGCUAUGACAGCUGGGACAUGGACCACUUGGACCACUACCAGCAUUACUUCUACGACGACCAUCACAACCCAGACGAGGAUUUUUUCAAGUCCACGGCGCCCAGUGAGGACAUAUGGAAAAAAUUUGAGCUGGUGCCCACCCCGCCCAUGUCCCCAAUCCGGGCAGUGGAGGGGUCAGGCAGGUUCGGACUGGUGUGCCCCACACUUGGGGACAAGCUGGAGUGGGUGUCGCAGUUUUUGGGGCAGGAGGAUGAACAGCAGCAGCAACAACAACAGCAGCAACAGCAGGACAUCCCCUGCAAAGUGACCCCGGCCACAGACUCGGUGGGGAACCUGAGCUCCAUCAUCAUCCAGGACUGCAUGUGGAGCGGGUUCUCGGCCGGUCGGCAGCUGGAGAGGGUGGUGGGAGAGCGCUGCCACCCCUGCCAGACCAAGGUGGCCCCGGCUACCACCAAAGUAGUCACCGGAACAUCCCCGGGGAGAGCGCAGGGUCUACCCGCUGACACGCUGCCUCUCGGUUGUUUGGUGGCUGAUUGCGUGGACCCGGCCGCUGUGCUCACCUUCCCAUUGGGCGGAGGCUGCAAGAAGCAAGUGUCUUCUGGGUCCGAGUCCCGCACCAACUCAUCAGAUGAUGAGGACGAUCAAGACGAGGACGAAGAGGAAAUCGACGUGGUGACGGUGGAGCACAAGCAACGCCGCAAACCCCGCCGGCUGGUUAACAGCCGCAAACCUGCGACCAUAACGGUGCGAGCGGACCCUUUGGACCCCUGCAUGAAGCGGUUCCACAUCUCCAUCCAUCAGCAGCAACACAACUACGCCGCCCCCUCGCCAGACACGCUCCCACCGUCGGCGGCGGUACCGCCCCUGCCCCGGAAGAGGGUCCGGCACGAAGCCCCGGCACACCACCAACCGGGUCAGCACUAUCACCAACCCCGCUUUGGCCACGCCCCCUCAAACUUGGACUGCAGGCGGUCUCACACGGCCUGCUCCGAGUCGCCCGAUCCCGGCGCCUCGUCGCCCGCCUCGCCCGCGUCGCCGUCGUCGCCCCAUUGCUCCUCGUCCUCCUCCUCGUCCUCGCCGCCCCACUCCCCGCCGCCACCGCUCUCCAGCCCCCAGUCGUCGGACUGCGAGGACACGGACCGUCGCAAGGCUCACAACUUCCUGGAGCGCAAGCGCCGCAACGACCUGCGCUCGCGCUUCCUGUCGCUGCGGGACGAGAUCCCCGGCUUGGCCGACUGCGCCAAGACGCCCAAGGUGGCCAUCCUGACGCGGGCCACCGAGUACCUGCGACAGCUGCACGCCGGCGAGCGGCAGAAGGCGCAGGAGAGGAAGCAGCUGAAGGCAAAGCAGGCGCAGCUGCUGCAGAGGCUGGCGCAGCUCAAGCGAUCCUGAAAACCAAAUGAAGGACAUUGUAUACGUUUGGGUGGAUGGAUUUUUUUUUUCUUCUUGUUUUGGGUUGUGAUUUGCACAUUUAGCUUCUGAGUGAUUUAGAAGGCCAUACGAGUUAGGAAUAUCGGGCUUUGGAGUGACAUUUCAAAUGCACUGUAAAUGUUCCAAGUGAACUUAAUUUGACCUUUUAAUCGAUCAUCUAAUAAUCCCAAAUGGUUUUUGAUUCGUGCAUUGACAAAUUCAUUUCCAGUAUUGCCUUUUUGUGAUUCUUCCAUUGUCUCAGUGGCAACCUAGAAAAAAAGUAGCUGAAGGUCAAUAAUACAUUUCCUGGUUCAGUAGGAUUUGAUAGUUAAACAGUCUUCAUCAUUUCUGGAUAAAUGAAUCAACAGUACCUUGCCAAUGUCAUCCCUCAAACAUGGGGACUGGAGGAUUCACAGAAAGAUCUUGUUGGGAAUAUUGCCAUUCGGUUACUUUUGAGGGAGAAAACAUUUAUUUGGACUCUUUUGAGAAGGUCAAAUAGACAUGUUAGGUUGAUUCAAAAAGCCAACAUCAUUACGUUAGGGGGGGCUCCAUGUGAUGUCUGAUCCCGACAGACUGAAGGACCACUCCCUGAAAAGUUCACUUAUAUCAGUGCCAUUUUGUGCCAUUCUGCAUACCCCCCCCCCCCCCCUCCGAUAAAUGCUGUCAUCAUUUGUAGUUCAAGUGCAAUUUAUCACUUUUUUGAAUUUAUUUAUGCCACUCCAAACUAAAAUCUGUGCGCCAUGGAAAGCAGCCAAGAAUGAAAACUUCAGUCUAUCAAUUUGUACAUGUUUCUUUUCAUUGGCCGUGGACGCCUCCAGAAAAAGCCUUUCGAAGUUUCCAGGCGAUACACUUAUGUGUACAUAGUAGCCCGUUUCUGUGUGGUCCCCUCUGAACCAAAACCAGAACUGUGUACUAUACUUACCCACCCAUCAAUUUGAAUCAUAAAGCUCACUGGCUUUUUUUUUUUUUUUUCCUUCCAGAGAUAACGCAAAGCUUCUAUUUUUGUUAAUAAAAAGGAAAUAAUAAAACGCAGCGAUGAACAUGGAUCACAUGGAACACUUUGUCACACAACAAUGCCUCCUUGUUUGCGUUUUCUGUGUCUUGGGCUUUAAAAAAAAAAAAAAAGUCAUUUAACAACAAAGUUUGAUACUCUAUUUUCCUACUGAGCUGUGUUCAGUGUGAGCUAGUUUUUGUUACCGUAGCCGACGGGGGCCUUCCUGGUGGUUGUGUGCUGAAUGUGGCCACGUCGUAUUAGUGUGAUUAAAAGCCCCCGGAGCUGUGCCCGCCACCGUCUUGGUGGGAAAGGAAGCUUCUUAAUGAUCCAAUUGUUAUUGCUUUUUGCAUGCUCGUUGCUCCCCGCAGUCCAGAGGUAACUUAAAAUAGCUCCGACUAGCAUGUUCUGUCUUGGCCAGCACUCAGGAAUAGCUUUUGUGGCUUAUAUCUUGUUGUAUGUAACAACCUCAGGAGCCCCCUCCUCCCCCAAACGUAUCUCACUGCUUUUUCACCCCCCCCGUAAAUCAAUUCAGUACCAACCACCAGUUGUCCCACGUUUUCCUUUCUCGAAAGGCCUCAUCACUUAUUUAAAUGUUUUGAUUUGUAUCUGUUGCCAGAUGUUGACGUUGCUAAUACUUUUGCAGUUGGUGAUCGAUGGAGCCUUGUUUCAGCACUUUUGUUUAUUUUCUGUACCUCAUAAGCCUAUAUGUAAGAAAAUCAAUAAAUCGAAAUGUUUGACAUCA